GUUAUGAUUGAAAACAGCAUUCACUGCAUGGUAUACACAGCGGGGUGGAGUGUAUUUAUCUAGCUGCGCGGCCUUGUAUUCCCACAGCAUACAACCGGUAUCCCUCUUUGAUAUAACAGCCGAUCAUCCUACCAUCAACUAAACUUCUAUCUAUAUAGUAACACAAUCCUUGGAACACUUUCAUACCUAGGGCCAAUGUCACAACCUUCUGAUACCAGUCUAGCAUCACUCCCCUCUUUCACUUCCAACACCCUUUCCACCCUUGAAGGGAAGCAUGGCGCAGCCUCCAGCCGUCGCCGAGGAUCUGUAUCGUCGAUAAACUCUGUGGUUUCCAGGGCAGCGGUGGAUGCAUAUCCUGGGUUGAACGAAGAGGAAAUCAACUUUAAGCGGAUCCAGACCAGAUCGUCUAUCAUCGACACCUUACAAAGACGAGCCAGUCGUACGGCGUCCAGGGUCGAAGUUGCCGAUGACGAAGAGAACCAGGACCCCUUGGGGAAAUCUGCGGACGACAAAGACCAGGAAGAUGAUGUCCUUCCGCUCAAAGACUACGGAACGGAGUUUGCUUCCUUGGAUCCAGAAUUAGUCACCUGGGACGGCCCCGAUGACCCCGAAUACCCCAGAAACUGGUCGCCAGCCAGAAAAUGGACCUCCACGAUCAUUGUCUCGUUAUACACCUUCGUUUCCCCCUAUUCCUCGUCUGUCAUUUCGCUCGGCGGCUCCAUGAUCGCCGAGGAGUUUGGAAUUAACCGAACGUACAUGAAGGCUCUUCUUGUUUCCAUUUUCGUGCUUGCGUGGGUCAUCGGCCCUGUCUUUGUGGCACCAAUGUCCGAACUUUAUGGUAGAAAGGUCAUGUUAAACUCGUCAAUCUACUUUCUUUUAGCCUUCAACUUUGGGUGUGCCUUCUCGCAAAACACGGCCCAGAUGCUUGUGUUUAGAUUUUUGGCAGGGCUUGGUGGCUGUACCCCAUUGUCUGUCGGGGCUGGGGUGCUUGGGGAUUGCUUCGAUAACAAAGAGAGAAACUUUGCUAUGGGGCUCUAUGCUACCGGGCCGACUCUUGGCCCAGCCGUGGCUCCCAUCGUCACCGGGUUCAUCGUGCAAAACUGUGACUGGCGCUGGUCUUUCUAUGUUUGCUGCAUUUUGAACGGGGUGGUGGCCAUUACCGGAACUCUCUUCUUUGAGGAGACCUACCCUCCAACCCUUUUGAAGCAGAAAGCAGCGAGACUCAGAAAGCUACACAACAACCCUAACUUGAAGUGCAUUUAUGAAAUUGCGGACGGUGAGACUGUGGCUGGUCGGUUCUAUGUCAAUCUCACUCGUCCUGUGAAGUUGUUGUUGUUCCAUCCCAUGGUCUUCGGGCUUGGUUCCUUCAUGGCUUUUGUCUAUGGCUUUAUGUAUUUGAUGAUUGUGACGAUUCCAACCAUCUGGACAGAGGUGUACGGUUUCGAUAAAGCCAUUGCAGGGUUGUUGUUCCUUCCAAUGGGGAUUGGUUACGUUCUCGGUAUCGUCUUCUGGACCUGGUCGUGUGAGGUUUGCUAUGAGAAGCUAGUGGAGAAGAACGGAGGAGUGGCUAAACCUGAAUACCGUUUACCAAUGCUAUGCUUCACGGGUAUUCUCAUUCCGGUGGGUUUAUUCUGGUAUGGCUGGUCCGCUGAGAAGCAUCUUCAUUGGAUCAUGCCCUCGAUCGGAACGGCUAUUUUUGGGUUUGGUCUUGUGGCGGUGUUCCAGACCAUUCAGAACUACUUAAUCGACAUGAGUCCACUCUUUGCCGCUUCCUCUAUUGGGGCAGCCUCGUUGUUCAGGUCCUGCUUUGGCUUUGGGUUUCCAUUAUUUGCCAACCAGAUGUACGCCAAGUUAGGAUACGGCUGGGGUAAUACGUUGUGUGGCUUCCUCGCCUUGGGAUUGGGAAUUCCGUUCCCGGUGUUUGUGAUCAUGUACGGAGAGAGAUUGAGAUUAUGGGCAAAUAAGAAUAUGGAGCGCGAUAUUGCCAAGAGAAGAGAGAAGAACUUAAAGAGAUUGCAAGCGAAGAAUGAAACGCAAGAAAAAUGAUUUUAGAUCGUCUGUAUUGCCCCUGCGAUUGGAUGUCAUGCCUUUGGUAUUAUGAUUUAUAUAAUAAACAAUGCGUAAAUAAACCGCCUUUAUACAAUAUUGAGAUUGAAGCACG
This is a messenger RNA of Babjeviella inositovora NRRL Y-12698, 2161 nucleotides long. Its product is annotated as MFS transporter. The record is from RefSeq and is a predicted model, not a curated record. Gene Ontology annotation, molecular function: transmembrane transporter activity. Bases 196 to 2046 code for a protein of 616 amino acids. Gene Ontology annotation, cellular component: membrane. Lineage: Eukaryota; Fungi; Ascomycota; Pichiomycetes; Serinales. Gene Ontology annotation, biological process: transmembrane transport. The transcript has a single exon.